This is a messenger RNA of Solenopsis invicta (red fire ant), 465 nucleotides long. RefSeq lists its product as uncharacterized. NCBI's taxonomy places the organism in Eukaryota, Metazoa, Arthropoda, Insecta, Hymenoptera, Formicidae. The transcript has a single exon. The record is from RefSeq and is a predicted model, not a curated record. The coding region runs from base 1 to 465 and encodes 154 amino acids. Gene Ontology annotation, molecular function: nucleic acid binding. Gene Ontology annotation, biological process: DNA integration.
AUGUCCACAAAGACCGUGCACAUAGAAUUAGUGGAAGACCUGACCGCAGAAUCCUUUAUUGCAGCCUUGAACAGAUUUACCGCACGACGAGGAAAAAUAAAAAACAUUUACUCGGAUAACGGCCGAAACUUUGUGGGCGCUGAACGCAUAUUGCAGGAGACAUUAGGAGACGAAGACUUCAAAAGAGCUGUCCAAGAGUUCGCUACAAGUGACCGAAUAAAUUGGCAUUUCAUACCUGCAAGAUCCCCUCAUCAAGGAGGUAUCUGGGAAGCAGCAGUGCGCUCGAUGAAACUACACCUCAAACGAACUAUCGGCGAGGCGUGCCUUACCGUAGCAGAAAUGACCACGUUUUUAGUACAAGCCGAAGCUAUAUUAAACUCUAGACCGUUGACACCACUAUCCGACGACCCUAACGAUAUGAGAGCUUUAACACCGGGACACUUUCUAAUCGGAGAACACCUGUAA